Messenger RNA from Argiope bruennichi, 1068 nucleotides. RefSeq lists its product as uncharacterized. The record is from RefSeq and is a predicted model, not a curated record. The coding region runs from base 36 to 1022 and encodes 328 amino acids. NCBI's taxonomy places the organism in Eukaryota, Metazoa, Arthropoda, Arachnida, Araneae, Araneidae. The transcript has 8 exons.
UAUAUGAAAUCAAAAUAAUCCAUAAUAGUUUGAAAAUGAAAAGAGAAGACGGAGCGAAAAUUGAAGAUUCCGGUUAUUCAUUAUUUUCACCCAAGUGCUGCAAUGAGCAUAAAAAUGCUACCACCAAGAAACGCCAUCUGGAAACUUCAGAGUGGAUAUUUGAAAAGGAACCUGUGGUGCUGCAAGACAAAAAUUUUGAUCCGUGGAAUCGAGCAAUGCCAUCAACACAACAAAAGAUAAAAUGCAUGGAAGAAAUUGAUCAAAAGUUGGAACAUGACACAAGGCAAGCUCUUAUUGAAGAGAUUAAACAGGUUGCAGCAGAAAAUAGCAGUGAUGGCAUACUGGAGAAAGAAUUCGAUGUAGAAUCUUCUUAUUCGGAGCCUUUGAGUGGAAGAAAUGAGGAAGAGGCUGAAAACUUGAAAAGCCUGAAGGAAAGCAUUAAAGAUGUCAGCCCAUAUUUGAUCCUUCUGAAUAGACUGGACGAAGAAGAAGGCGUUAGAACACCAUCUAUAGAAGAUAAGCUUAAACUCGCUGAAGACCGUUUGAGAGUAUCAACAACGAAAUUCUGCAAAGCCUGCGAAGAGUUAAUCGGUGACAAAGCAGAUGACUCCAAAGAUACAGAAGAAUAUGCGUUUCUAAAUCCAGAAAAAGUUCAAGAAGCGUUUCGACCAAAAGUGUUUGAUCCUAGCCUAAGACCACCUCAAGCAUUGCAUGUUUCAGAAGUCAGCAAGAAACCCAUACCUGGAAUUUCUGAAACAGCAGAGCAGAAAAAAGAGACUCGCAGGAAAGAAAUGAAGAUGAAAGAAACUUUUAAACAAGGAUUUUAUUUACCUUGCGACACUUGGUUUCACCGAGAAAAAGAGACACCACGAUUAAGCUCAGAGGAACUUGAUAUUCUAAAUUCUACAUCUACUAAAGCAUUCCUUAAAUUUUUGGAAGAACGGAAGAAAAGUCCACCAAAGGUUUUGCAAGAAAUACAAAAGAAACUACUAAGUAUGAAAGAAUUUGAAAAGUCAAGAUAAGAUUCCUGUGGUUGAUUUUUUUAAAGUUAUGCAACUGUAAUAUGAC